AUGUAUCGUGCCUAUUCCCGAAGACGACCCCCAAUCCGCCUAAGCCGGCUACUCCUCUUGGUCUCAGCAUCUAUUUCUCUAUACCUUUUCUGCUUCACCAUUUUCGGCACAAACAGCAAGUGGAUCGGCGAACCGUAUGCACCCCUGCAAACAUUUAAACUUAAAGAAACUGACCUGGAGCUUAGACGAAGCAGCACAGACCAAGCUCAACUUCAAAUUCCGCGAUCACAACCAGUUCCCGAUCCGGGUGUCCCUUGUAUUCCCGGCCUCCCAAACAUCCCGGCGAAGAUCUGGCAAUCUGCCAAAUCCGAGAACCUUUCCACGAAGCAAAAAGCAUGGGCCUCCACCUGGCUGGAAAAAAAUCCUUCCUUCGAGCACGAGCUCGUAACCGACGAGACAUGGAACCAGUAUGUGGAGAAGAAAUAUGGAGCGAUACGCCCUGACAUCGUAUCGCUGUUCAAGGGCCUUCAGGUAGCGAUUCUCAAGGCUGAUCUGCUGAGAUAUCUUAUUCUUCUGGCCGACGGCGGGAUCUGGAGCGACAUCGACGCCACUUGCGCAAUGCCCGUUGCAGACUGGUUGCCAGCAGAUGCCAACGAUGUGAUGUUUGCGGGAGGAAAUGUCACAUCUCACACACCCUGGUCGGAGGGAAUAGGGCUCAUUGUUGGUCUUGAAUUCGACGGUGAAUGGGAAGGCGAGGGCAGCGGGCUAUCCUCCCAGUUGACGAAUUGGGUCUUUGCGGCGCGUCCCGGUUCACGCCAUCUGCAGUUAGUUGUGGAUGAUAUCGUUCGAAACCUUAAUGACAUUGCGUUGGAGAAUGGGGUCACUGCAGAAGGAAUUACGCUGGAUAUGAUUUCCGAUGUUGUGGAAGUUACGGGCCCGUGGAGGAUGACAUUGGGAAUUCUGGAGAGCUUAAGCUGUAUGUUGGGGAGGCGUAUUGAUGAGCGAGAUUUUUCUCGCGGGAAAAAGCCGAGAGUUUUGGGGGAUGUGGUUGUCAUGCCUGGUAAUGCGUUCGCAGCGAAGCAAAAUGGGUAUCCGACGGGACAGGGGCCGGUGCUUGUUACGCAUCACUAUGAGGGGUCGUGGAAGGUCCUGGCGCGUCAGGCGAAGCACAGAAGGAAGAGAAAGAUGAUGGAGACGGAGGCAAGGAGGAAGACGGCGGACUGA
Messenger RNA from Paracoccidioides lutzii Pb01, 1164 nucleotides. RefSeq lists its product as hypothetical. Gene Ontology annotation, molecular function: alpha-1,6-mannosyltransferase activity. Gene Ontology annotation, cellular component: mannan polymerase complex. The coding region runs from base 1 to 1164 and encodes 387 amino acids. The transcript has a single exon. The record is from RefSeq and is a predicted model, not a curated record. Gene Ontology annotation, biological process: protein N-linked glycosylation.